AUGUCAAGCACGCGUAGAAAUGAACCUCAAACAGCAGCAAUUUCCUCAACCAAUCCCUCAGCACGCAUGAAAACCGCACAAGCAGUUCUCCAUGGCUACAGCACUCUCAAGCCCGAAGACAUGCUAGCCCCCCUCUCACCAACCUUCACCCACAAAGUCCUCCCCGCCUCCCUCAACAUGCCAGCACGGGAUCUCGAAGCCUUCAAAGUGCACGCCGGCCGCAUCGGCUCCAUAUUCAGCAGUUUCAAAAUGGUUCCUCAACGCAUGUUUGAGGAUCCAGAUAGGAAUUCAGUGGUGAUUUACGCCAAGAUGAUUGGGGAGCUGACGCAGUUGGGACCGUGGGAGAAUGAGUGUUUUAUGACGAUGAAGAUGAGUGAGAAUGGGGAGAAGGUGGAGGAGAUUACGGAGUUUGUGGAUAGUGCGAAGGCAAAGUUGUUGCAUGAGAAGUUGAGUGGGUUGGGGAAGAGUAAUGUUAUGAGGGAUGGAAAGGGAGGGUUUGCGAAGAGUUUGAAUCUUGGGUUGGAUAAGUGGUUAAUGUUGGGCUAUGUGCUUAUUUUGGUGAUGUUCUUGUACGGGAAGUUUUAA
This is a messenger RNA of Glarea lozoyensis ATCC 20868, 585 nucleotides long. RefSeq lists its product as uncharacterized. The transcript has a single exon. The record is from RefSeq and is a predicted model, not a curated record. Lineage: Eukaryota; Fungi; Ascomycota; Leotiomycetes; Helotiales; Helotiaceae. Bases 1 to 585 code for a protein of 194 amino acids.